Tachysurus vachellii is the source of this 4514-nucleotide messenger RNA. It is a transcript of the gene smcr8b, whose product is annotated as Smith-Magenis syndrome chromosome region, candidate 8b. The record is from RefSeq and is a predicted model, not a curated record. The transcript is spliced from 2 exons. Gene Ontology annotation, molecular function: GTPase activator activity. NCBI's taxonomy places the organism in Eukaryota, Metazoa, Chordata, Actinopteri, Siluriformes, Bagridae. The coding region runs from base 255 to 3317 and encodes 1020 amino acids. Gene Ontology annotation, cellular component: guanyl-nucleotide exchange factor complex.
CACACACGUCCCCCCUCCCGCGCGGUCACGUGGAUUGAGACGACACCAGUUUCAGUUACCGACGUUUGGUCACCGGACGCCUCGUGCUGUUUACUUCUAAACGUGAUGCACGGAUCUUCACCAGAGCCGGAGUCGGUUCACUGUGUGAUUUCAGAUCCACGAGUCUGAUCCUGUUUGGAGCUUUUUCUCUGUUCCUGACUGAAAGGGAAACGCAAUGAAUCCGAAUCAUUCAUGCGGUAAACAUCCAACGCGUUAUGUUUACAAUCACUGGAGACGUCACUGAUCCUCAGGAAGAGCCGACAAACUGCACUAAUAAAGGUAUUUCCUAUUUAUAUAGAAACUGUAGGCUAAUAACUAGUUAUAAUAACAUCAUGAUCGGAUCUCCAGACUUACUGGCUUUCACAACAGAGACUGAUUUCCUGGAACAAUCCACAGAAUCUCUUGGACUUCCAGCUGAUCUGUCUGUUCCUCUGUAUCUACACUCAGAAGAUGCCUCACCAUGGUCAAAGACAUCCAGCGUGAGCUUCAAUAAGGAUUUUAUUCUUAUAUCAGAAUUUUCUGAGCAAGUGGGUCCUCAGCCGUUACUAACCAUUCCGGACGACGACAAGACAUGUGGCUCGUUUGAUCUGAACCGCUUCUCGCUCAGGAUAAUGUCAGUGGACUAUCAGACCACGUUCGCUGGUCCUGCCGGUGGCGCACAUGCUAAACUGAACUUCGUAGAAGACUCUAAAGUGGUGCUGGGAGAUUCUAGAGAAGGAGCCUAUGCCUAUGUGCACCAUUUGACACUGUAUGACCUGGAAGCUCGAGGGUUUGUCCGGCCUUUCUGCAUGGCCUACGUGUCGUCUGAAGAGGAAAAAAUCAUGCAUGGUUUUCGGCAUCUGUCUGCAAUGUUCUCCAAAGCUUCUGAGUGUCUGAAGACUGGAAAUAGGAAGAACUUUGCCAACGAAGUGGACAAAAAACUCUCAGACUUGGAAUAUACUAGAUUAAUACUGCUGGGGGAGAUGAACAAAGAUAGGCUUAGUAAAGUCCAAGCUGGUGUGAAGAAGGGAAAGGAAACGAAUAGUGGAGCUACGCAGGAAAGGGAAAAUGAAGAUAACAGGAACAACGGAAUGUUGCUGACCACAACCGAAGAGGAAUUGAAAGAGAAAGAAAGAUGUAGACUGUCGUUUAUGGAAGUUGAUAGAAACAACAGAAUGCCAGGACCUGAUAAAAGGGGAAAUGAACCAGAAUGUGACUUGGUUUAUAAAAACCGUCACAAGCUGAAAAACAAAUCAGAAAAAGAUCAAGUAUCUGAGCAGCCCAAGGAAACCAAGGAAGGUCAGAGUGCAGCAUGUAAGUCAGUCAUGUGGGCUAAUAAAGCAGAGGAGUUGGCUCAUGUGGAAAAAGCCAUUAAGGAACACAGAGGUCUUUUAAAACAAAUCACUUCCUACCCAAACAGGAAGCUCAGAGACCCACAGUUCUUGCCAUAUGAGCCAGAUGAUGCCUUUCAUUCUCUAGACUCUAAUCUAGACCCCAACAUGCUGUCCAACAUCCAGAGCCCAGAAUCAAAGGGGGAAUGCAACAAUUGCUCACAUGCCCCUUUACACACUCCACAACUGGUGAGCUUGAGCAUGUGUCGACAGUUUGACAAGCGUCUGAAGAAUCUGGAUGAGCUGUGUGACGAGUACUUCCUGCAGCAGGCGCUGAAACAGCUCCACUCCAUCGAGAGGAGUUUUCGUGGAGACAACAGCCGCCUCCUCUCAAAGCAACAGACUCAAAUCUUGCUCAGUCACCUAAAGUCCACGAAUUUCCUAUUUGAAGAUGUGUGUGACUUGGAGGCAGAGAUGAGUCAGCAGUUAUCCAGAUUGCAACCUCGAUCAGCACGGCUUCCUCCUGUUUCUCCACUACACAGCGAACCUGUAAGUCUAGACUCUUACACGUCAUGUGUGGAAAUGGUGCCAAUCAGGCUCGAGCUCCGACAGAACGGACCAGACUCUGUUCCAACGUCACCAUGUGAUGAACUUCCGUUGACACCAAACUUCUCAAAGGAAGGCAACUGCAAGAAUGACGAGGUUUCUGUGCAGAUGAAGGAUAGCAUCAGCAGUGGAGAGAGUAUCGAGGUGCUAGCAACGGAGAAGUCCUUUAAAACUCAUUCUCCAUUUUAUGUCACGGAAACAAUUCCGCAGAGACCAACGGUGUCUUUUGAAGGACGAAAAAACACAGCAGUCACUCAACGGACAAUCAGCGAGGAUAGCAUCGAGGUGCUUAACUUUACAGAUUCGAUCAUACCGGACGAUCUGAGGGCUUCAUGCCCUACUGCCAUCUAUGAGGAAACCCCAGAGCAUGCUGGAGAACAGAAUGAUGAUCACAUGCACAGUGCUGAAGAUGUUUUGGUUCAGUGCAAAGAAAAACAGCAGGAAUGGCAGAGCUCCCCCAACAGCCCUACUUUAGUCAUAAACCCACCAGAACCUCACAUGAGCUUGGAUUUGUGUACCUUUGGUGCUCAUUCUCCUGUAAGUGAACAAGGCUCUCUACAAGACAGACCUUUCUUAUUUACACCAGAUGAGCUGUCAGACUGCACCAGUUACCGUAGCCUUGGCUCCACAGGAUCUACAUUGUCUCUUGAUUUCCGUGGGGAAAAAAGUACAGCCAGGAGUCGGAGAAAGUGCGCCAGGUUGGGACACGCGGCUCUGAAUUUCUUACGGCAGUUUCCGUUCGCUCGACACGCCGUGUAUAGCUUGUUGAUUGGCCGAACGGUGGUGGUACUGGGCAGUGACGAAAGAGCGGUCAGACAGAUGGUCAGAGCACUUACCAUGUAUACACCACAUCUAGGGAGGUGCAGAGAAAACAUCCAGCCCUGGACAUCCAGCCCUUUACAGAUUACUGACCUGCUAACCUGGAAACUCGUCGGCUACAACAGAUCGGCUUUUCCUUCAUCUCUCAGUGUGCCUCCUUCGCUAGUUCGCUUUAGUCGGUACCUCAGUGUACUGGAUGUGGACCAGAAGACCUUACGCUGCCCGGCGUAUAAAGGUUCUCUGAUUUGUCCGUUGUUGGAUGCGAGGACUCACGCCAUGCGUGGCACCACCUACUUCCUGUAUGCACAGAGUACAAUCAACCAGCUUGUAUCUAGAGCGUUCCUUUUCACGUUCUCUCAGGAGCUCCAGCAUCCCAGCAACCCGAGCGUAGAGGUCAGGCCCGAGCACGUCCUCGGAGAGUUCCAUAACGAUGACCUGAAGAUCUUCCGCUAUCUUUCAGACCUCAUCACGCAACAUGUGACGGGAACAUCGCCCCCGGUCCUGAGAUUCAGCUACACCGCUAGCACAGUUUUUAAAAUCUGACACUGAAAAUGACAAAACACUGCUAUCCUGCUGCUAGCCUAGCAUAACAAAGUUCUUUUAAGUUUGUUUAUUUAUUGCUUUUUAGACUGUUUAAACUCAAUAAUGCAAAAAUCAUGAAGUAAACUUGGACCUAAUGCUGUCUAAUCAUUGCCUGCUUGGAUUCUACAGUGUGUGUAGUAUUUUAUUAUAGCCUUAGCUACAAAAGGUUCGAGAACUCCUGGCCUAAUUUCUCCAUCCGCUGGAGACACGCAGUAAUCUCAGAGUACACAGCAAUCCUAAAGCCCCCAAAUCCACAUAUCCUUGUGAUUAUUUUAUUGACUGCCAGAAUAGAUGGACAUGUGCUUGUGGUGUUGGGGAAAAGCUCACAUGGCAGCAUCCUCACGUUUAAUGCACACUUGAUAGGUAUGCUUGAGAACUUUGAAGAUAUCGUGUGCUGUGUAACGUCUCUAGAGACGGCGCACAAACACCAAACAGGGAAGUGAAACUAAAUACUACGAAUUAGUUCAACUUGUAAAAACCGGCUUGAUGUUAUUAAGUACGGCUGUAACUUCAUCCGAAUAUCCGAUCGGCCAAUCACGUGGCAGCAGAACCCAUGUGGAUCAGUCAGUUCCAGUACUGAGCCAGGUGAUGUUCAUCUACUCGAGGUGCUGACAGGAGUGGAUCCAGAUGUGGCCUCCUGCUCUUCUGGGUGUCUUGUAUCUGCUUCAAGCUUUGACUUGUUGUGUGUUUGGAGGUGUUCAUCAUCCCCACAGUUAUAAAACCUUCCUGUCACCUCGAUCCAGUCGACCCGUUCUGUUCUAGAGAUCAGCUCAUUACACUCAGGCACAGAUGGCUGAAUCUGCAUGAGGUUUUGUCUUUGCUGCUGCUACAUGAUUGGCUGAUUAUAGACUUGUCCUCAUGAGCAGGUGUAGACGUGUACAGUGUAGAUCACGAUAUGAUACUGAACACUUUUAAUUUUGCAUGUUUAGAGAAAAUUAUGAUGAAGUACAAGAGGACGUGUGUGUGUGUGUGUGUGUGUGUGUGUGUGUAUUUAAACUACAGCUCAGCACAAGACUGUGUUAAACACUGGUGUGUGUGUGUGUGUGUGUGUUGUAGACUUCACACGAGAGAGAUGUUCAGAGCGACGGCUAAAACAAACAGGUUUUAAUGUAUUAUUGCUACGAGAGUUUAUUUAAAUAAAAAGUGCCUUGUGUUUAA